AGAUGUCUCCGCCCCCACUGCCAUGGAGACCAGCUUGGAAGCUUAGGGAGCUGCUGUGGCCCAGGGCUCAGUGGGGAGGACUAGGAGGCCAGGAGUCUUGGACUAGCUGCAGGGUUUGAACUAGGCUGAAGCAGCAGAACCACAGAGGUGGCUGAGUAGGGGUCUGGCCCUGGGGCCACCCAGCCACACUCACACACCCACUUCUCCCUCCAGAGCGCUGCCCUGAAGCAGGUCUCUGCUCCAGGCCUUUCCUUAGUUGGGGAAUCGGGAGUUGGGGGAUCAAAGUCCCCCACAUCUCCCUCCCCCGCUGCAGCUAUGUUUAUCAAGGUGAUGUUUGGGGCCGGCUGCUCCGUGCUGGUGAACACCUCUUGCAGGCUGGUGAACCUCACCGCCCACCUGAGGCAGAAAGCAGGGUUGCCCCCAGAUGCGACCAUUGCUCUCCUGGCUGAGGACGGCAACCUAGUGAGCCUGGAGGAGGACCUGAAGGAAGGGGCUGCACGGACCCAAACCAUGGGCAACUCCCUGCUGAAGGAGCGAGCCAUAUAUGUCCUCGUUCGAACCAUCAAGGGAGAGGACAUGGUCCCCACCCGCUAUGAGUCCCUACUGGAGAACCUGGAUGACCAUUACCCAGAGCUGGCAGAGGAACUACGCAGGCUGUCAGGCCUCUCCUCUGCGGGCCACAACUGGAGGAAGCGCAUGGGCACCCGGCGUGGCCGCCAUGAGCAAAGCCCCACUUCAAGGCCCAGAAAGGUGAGCUCCCUGCCACCCAGGAGUUGCUAGCUGGGACCGGGAGCCAGGUACGGAGGAGAUAUGGACACCCAUGCAGACACCCAGAGUGGGACCCCUUCCUGUGGGAGGGACACAUACGAUGAGAGGCAGACCCUCAACAGCAACUCCACGCACCUAUACCCCCAGACGGAACACACUGUACCCUGAGACAGGUCCCUACCACCCCACUGGAAUGCCAGCUCACUAAGGGCUGGAAUGUCCUCAGGCUUCACAGAUGUGGCAUAGGGGCUGGCACACAGUAGGAGCUCAGUGCACAACUGCUGGACGAACUCAACGAAGGCGGCAGCAUGGUGUGUGAUGGCACGGCCCACACUGGGUUCGAAGGGCUUGUUCUUCCAUUCUGGCAGGCCCGGGGACCUGGCACACUACUGCCAACUAGCCAAGUUGGACUCAGACCCAAGGCGGUUAGCCAUGACCUCUGCCUUGUGUGAUCAGGUGCAAACAGACAGCAACCCAGUACGACUCCUCUUGCAGAAUCUGGAAUUGCUGAGAAGUUGUAUCAGCAAGAGGGGCAAGGUCAGACAGGAUUUAAGGCUGCUGGGGGCACCUAAGCUGUGGGUGCAGAGAAUGGGAUGCGGAGGCAGAGACAAGAAGGGUAGAGGUGGCAGGUAUCCCUGAGAAGGGGGAGAACCAUGAGUUCAUCCUGGCAUUCCACCCUCAGAGUCAGAUGCCCUUGGGAUCACCUACUAAUGCCUCUCUACCACACUCUGGACUGCCCAAGGUAUCUGUCCUGUGCUAACCACAGUGCAGAUUGCAACAGGGUUCCUCCUCCCCACCCAGGGCCCUGAUUAAGGUGAUGGAUUGCACACUGUAGUGAGACAUCCAUCCUGACCCCACCUCAUCAGCCAGGGAGCUCCCUGAAGACAGGCCAUCGAGAGAGGCACACAACAGGCUAUGGUCUAAAAUAAACUUUUAAUUGCA
Molecule: messenger RNA, 1710 nt
Organism: Chlorocebus sabaeus (green monkey)
Lineage: Eukaryota; Metazoa; Chordata; Mammalia; Primates; Cercopithecidae
Gene: C19H22orf15
Product: chromosome 19 C22orf15 homolog
Source: RefSeq, a predicted model, not a curated record